Patiria miniata (bat star) is the source of this 2013-nucleotide messenger RNA. It is a transcript of the gene ubxn11, whose product is annotated as UBX domain-containing protein 11-like. NCBI's taxonomy places the organism in Eukaryota, Metazoa, Echinodermata, Asteroidea, Valvatida, Asterinidae. The transcript has 14 exons. Gene Ontology annotation, molecular function: ubiquitin binding. The record is from RefSeq and is a predicted model, not a curated record. Gene Ontology annotation, biological process: proteasome-mediated ubiquitin-dependent protein catabolic process. Bases 155 to 1726 code for a protein of 523 amino acids.
AACUAUUCUCCUUACUGGAGGUGAGCUGACACAACAAACAGAAAUGAACAAAAUGGCUUCCAGCCGACGAUGUUGACAACGGAACACGAUGUAAACAACGACCAUUUCUAGUUCAAAAUAACGUUCAAGGUUUCUAUCUUUCCCUUGAGCUGAGAUGGCAGGCCCUUUGACCAAUCUCCGUAAACCGAGGAAAACACCUCUACCUGGUGUCAAUCAGACUGGGCAAAGGGCAGCCCCUUUCAGAAACCCCACCGAUCUUUUUGAGGAUGAUGAGGACAUCCUUGGCCGAUCGGUCUCUCGUCAGUCUAGUUUAUCCACCAGCAGGAGCGAGACCAUGGGGAGUAGAGCCAACAAGCAUCUGCCCAAACUCUCCAAGGACUCCAAGCCCGCUCCUUCAGACUAUGAGCUGAUGAGUAACAUGAUGAGCCGCAUUGCUAAGUUGGAACUGCAGGUUCAGUUUUACACCAAGGAAAUCCUCGAGAAGGAUAAGAAAAUCAGCAUUUUGGAAGAGAAGACAAAACUUUUGCAAAAAUACAAAGGAGACCCGAACUCCGAGUCAGGCAAAGUGAGAGAUUUGGAACGGAAAUGCCAGGAGCUGCAGCAAACCAUCAAAGACAUGGAGGAUUUCUUGUCUGAUUAUGGCAUGGUCUGGGUUGGCAACGCUGAGGCUGACGGUGUUGGAGGAACAGAUGGGAGUGUUUACGAGGAAUUGUCUCAUCCUGGGGAAACGUCUCAACCAGCCAGUGUCUGGAGACCAGGUGCAUCAGUUGUACAGCCGGAGGGCCCCUUCCACGUUGAUUUCGAUCGCAUCAUAAAGAACAUCAAGGAACUGAACGUCGUUGCUGGCGACGGCGAGAAACGCAUCCGGCACACAGUCAGCGGGGCUCGGUUUGUGGCCCCGGACCCAGUACCCCUGACGCUCUACGCCAACGGAAUAUAUAUGUUCAACGGCCCGUUCAGGUCUUACGAAGAGCCAACCACACAACGCUGUGUACAGGAUCUUAUGGACGGUUACUUCCCCUAUGAGUUGAAUGAACGGUUCCCGGAAGGAGUCCCAUUUCAAGUAACAGACAAACGGGACACCGUCUACAAUGACCCACGUAACUUGGAGCAGUUCCCAGGCACGGGCAACCUACUAGGCGGGGAGAACAAGCCCUCUCGGCUGGUACCCAGCAACCUAGACAAGGCUACCAGCAUGGAGAGGUCCUACACGACGAGUCAUGACGGGAAACCAGUGUAUGAGACCAGCCAACCGCCCAAGCCUCGGCUGUCAGUGGACCAGUUCCUGAAUAAGCUGCCGUCUUCUGUCAUGAGAGAAGGCAAAGUCAUCGAUGUCAGAGCUUCACUUGCAGGAGACUUAAAGCCUGAUAGCACCAAGCCUGGCGUUACAAUCAUCGACACUCCAGCUGUCCAGGAGAUCCUUGAGCGCGUGGGCAGCCGCCCCCAGUCAGCGUCCUCGCCCCGCCCCCCGUCAGCUCGCAGCAGCAUAACCACACUGAGAGUCAAGACGGAGACCGGGGAGCACACGUUCAUCUUGAAGAUGCCAUACACGGACACGAUAGGGGAUGUCCGGCAAUACCUUGAUGCCAACAGGACGUCAGGGUCUAAGGACUAUGAGAUAGUGACCACCUUCCCAGCCAAGGUUUACGACGACCAAGAAGCAACACUCCAAGAGUGCGGUCUGACUCCAAAUGCAGCGCUGCAUCUCAGGGCAAAGAAGAAGUAAGAUUGGAAUCGAUUUGAGAUCUUUUGGGGCUGUUCUAAAGGUUGUGGGUUCGAGUCCAGCAAGUAGGGUUCACAGCACACUAAGUACAUGUGUCCUUGAGCAAGACAGUUUGUUGUGACUUGUUCCUAUGAAGGCAGGGAUGGUUGUGUGAAAAUUUGGGGUGCGGAUUGCCGAGACCACUUGGGGGUGGUUUGACAGGUUGUGGGUUAGAGUACAGUCUUGGGCAUUGCAACGCUUGUCUCUUUGGGCAAGGCCCUUUAUCAUGACUUGCUCCAUUGAGGGCAGAA